Molecule: messenger RNA, 779 nt
Organism: Elaeis guineensis (African oil palm)
Lineage: Eukaryota; Viridiplantae; Streptophyta; Magnoliopsida; Arecales; Arecaceae
Cellular component (GO): cytosol; nucleus
Molecular function (GO): DNA binding
Source: RefSeq, a predicted model, not a curated record
UCGGGGUAAAAAUUAUUAAAAGUAAAACUGAGAGCUUCGGCGCUUUUGUUUUGGGCAAGGGAAAGGCAAAGGGAGCAGCGCAGCGGUAGCGUUAGAGCGACGAACAACGCAUAGCUGUCGCGAGAUCAAGGCGGAGGGAGCUCGAUCUUUUAACGUCUAAUCUCUCGAUGGAUGAUCCAGAGCUACAAGCCAUUAGGCAAAGAAGGAUGCAAGAAUUGAUGGCACAACAUGGCAUGGGUAGUCAGCAAAAUGCAGAGCAGCAGAAAGCACAAGAAGAUGCCAAAAGGGAAGCAGAAGAACAUAGACAGUUGAUGCUUAGUCAGAUAUUGUCUUCUCAAGCAAGAGAAAGGCUAGCUCGUAUUGCUCUGGUAAAACCUGACAAGGCAAGAGGGGUAGAAGAUGUGCUUCUUAGAGCUUCUCAAAUGGGUCAGAUCUCUGAAAAGGUAUCCGAAGAGAGGCUUAUCUCACUGCUUGAGCAGAUUAACAACCAAACAAGUAAACAGACAAAAGUUACAAUUCAAAGGCGGCGGAGUGUUCUUGAGGACGAUGAUUGAGGUGUCUUCCAACAGUUUCUUGGUGGUUUGAGUAUGAGUGUGUGGUUGUAAAUGAUUCAAGGAUCAAUGUCUGCCUACAACAUUUUUAUUGCUUGAUGACGGUUCCAGCUACUUUGAGAUGAACCUUAUAAGGUCGCGUGCUCUUCGAAUUUAAGCCCUGAGCUUGUCUUUUGUAACUGCUAUUACCUAAUGGUAUAAAAUAACGAUGUUAGGAUCAUCAGUCAC